AAAUAAAUAAAUAAACGAAUCCUGAUUUGUGCGCAUGCAUAUAAAUCUGUCAAUGACGUCAUAUGACGCACUAAAUUGGUGUGGUUGUCAAAUGACAUCAGAGAAAAAGUCCUUAUUCUUGACACCCGAUCCAACCGACAGACACUUCGUUGAAGCCCCUCACCGAGUAAAGUUCCAAGCCCCUUUUCACAUUGAAGAUAUUCGUCUGAACUCCUUGUAGUUUCUCACCGUAUCUUUGACGUAAAAGUAUCAUCAGGAUGUCGGACGCUGCAUUUGAAGUGGAGGUUAACACCCUUCUUCCAAGCAACAGUGCUCUCUAUCUGGUGGAAAAGUUCCUUGGAGAGGGAACUUUUGGAAAAGUAGCAAAAUGCAGGAAUUUGAAAACAAACCAGGAAGUUGCUGUUAAAAUCACAAAACCCUCACUUAGAGACUCAGGCUUUGAUGAAUUAGAUGCCCUGGCUGAAAUUACCAAGCUCGACGCAGACAAAUACGGCUUGGUCAAGUUCAUCGACCGGUUCGACUACAGACGCCACAUCUGCAUCGUCUAUGAGUUGUUGGACCAAAGCCUUUUUGACUUCAUGAAAGCUCGUAAACGCCGUCCCCUAUUAAUACAUGAAAUCAGAACCAUUGCAAGGCAGCUGUUAAUUUCCCUGAAAGGCCUGAAAGAAAUUAACAUUGCCCACCGUGACAUUAAACCAGACAACAUCAUGCUGGUGAACCAAGCUUCAGAGCCUUUCAGGGUCAAACUGAUUGACUUUGGCUUGGCUAUAAAUCCCAGUGACAUGGAAACUGGAACUUUGAUGCAGCACCUUCAAUAUAGGGCCCCUGAAGUCAUUCUGGGUCUGCCCUUAGAUGAACGUGUGGACAUGUGGACAGUUGGCUCCGUUCUCGCCUGGCUGUACACGGGAUUUCACAUCCAUCCAGUGGACUCGGAGUACACCGUCAUCAGAUCUUUGACGAUGAGACAAGGAAUGCCUGACCAGAAACUUUUAGACCAGGGCUGGUUCACCGACAGGUUUUUCACUCUGACUGAGGAUGAAUCCACACGUGUCUGGAAGCUGGACACAACUGAAGAGCAGAUGAAAAAAACAGGGCAAGAGGUCAUAUUCAAACGUAGCUACCUUUCCUAUGAUGACCUGGAACAUUUCUACCGAGAUAAGACAAAGAUGAGAGAGGUGGAACUGUUCAUCAAACUUCUGAGGCAGAUGCUAGAAAUAGACCCAAAUAAACGCAUCACUCCAGAGGAAGCUUUGAAACAUCCAUUCUUCACUUUGGAACAGCCCUCUGCUGACUCUGAGAAAAGCAAUUCUCAAGAGUCGACAUCCAAAGAGGUCCACCCACAACCUGAAAAGACAACUGUUCCUCAGGAACCAGCAGCUGCUCCCCAGAAAAAAUACAGGAUCGAAAUCAAGGAGGACGUCAUUCAACAAGAGGCUGCAAAAAGCAACUCUCCAGCUGGCUCACGAAAGAGAAAACGCUGUGAUGAACAAAGCCAGGAUCCUGAACUGAGUCCACAAACUGAGAGAGCAGUCAAAAAAUCCAGGAAUGAAAUCAAGGAGGACGUCCUCCAACCACAAGAGGCUGCAAAAAGCAACUCUCCAGCUGGCUCACGAAAGAGAAAACGCUGUGAUGAACAGAACCAGGACCACGACUACUGUUUCCAAAAGGAGGCAGCUGUUAAAAAAUCCAGGAUCGAGAGUAAAGAGGACGUCCUCCAACAACGAGAGGCUUCAAAAAGCAACUCUCCAGCUGGCUCACAAAAGAGAAAACGCUGUGAUGAACAGAGCCAGGAUCCUGAACUGAGUUCACAAACUGAGUCACGAGCUAAAAAGAGGAAAACAGAGAAUUUCUUCUUCCAGCUUCCGGAAAUUCCUUUCAAGAAGCCUGAUGUCGUCGUCCAAAAAAAGAAAAAAACAGUGACAGAUGACAGUGAAGGAUGCUCGUAUGUCACCACCCCACCCCCACUUACAUAUUGUAAAAUCCCUCCAAAACACCUUCAACGAUUCGGCCACUGACUGCCAGGUCUACACUCUGUGGAAACAACUAUCCCCUAAACGGGCUUCAAAAACAGGGGCAGUACGUCGGUCUGUUGGUCAACAUGGUUGGCUGACAGAACCGCGUCUGCGUGGGUUUUCUCCGAGCGCUUCGGUUCCCCCCACUUUUACAAAAUGUAUUAGUAAUGUAUUGUAGACCUAAACUGAAUUAUUCCGAUAUUGUUAUAAAGGUAAUGUAAUCAACAGAUAAAAAUAAAUAGUAUGAAGAUAUUAAUUAUAAAUUUAGGACAAAAAUGAUUUAAAUAGAUUCUUAAACGAUUAAAUAAAUAAAUUAAAAGUAAACAAAAAACAUCAGUCACCAAAUUUUUUAGGGAAAUAACUCAAACAAAUCCUGUGGUUUUCUCCGAGUACUUCGGUUUCCCCACAGUAAUUAUUAGUAAUUGGCUAGUGACUGAUUUAGUCCCCUCCCUGAAUUGCCACCUUAACGUGGUGGAGUGGUUUGCGUGUCCGAAUGAUCCCAGGAGCUGUGUAAUGCUUCUAGCAACACAGCUCCUGGGGGACGGGCCAGACUAAGGGCGAUUCAAACCAAAAACAUUUUAUUAUAGAGUACAAUUAUUCCUCCCAACAAGAGUCACCAGGGUCUCAACCUGGAGUCUGAACUGCAAGAAUGACUAGUUUGUAAUGGCUGUUACUUGUUCCAUGUUUUCUGUUGGCUUCAG
Messenger RNA from Oryzias melastigma (Indian medaka), 2713 nucleotides. RefSeq names its product homeodomain-interacting protein kinase 3-like. The record is from RefSeq and is a predicted model, not a curated record. The coding region runs from base 258 to 2015 and encodes 585 amino acids. Gene Ontology annotation, cellular component: nucleus; PML body; cytoplasm. The transcript has 2 exons. Gene Ontology annotation, molecular function: ATP binding; transcription corepressor activity; SMAD binding. Gene Ontology annotation, biological process: smoothened signaling pathway; peptidyl-threonine phosphorylation; intrinsic apoptotic signaling pathway in response to DNA damage by p53 class mediator. Lineage: Eukaryota; Metazoa; Chordata; Actinopteri; Beloniformes; Adrianichthyidae.